Molecule: messenger RNA, 2521 nt
Organism: Neopelma chrysocephalum (saffron-crested tyrant-manakin)
Lineage: Eukaryota; Metazoa; Chordata; Aves; Passeriformes; Pipridae
Gene: EXD2
Product: exonuclease 3'-5' domain containing 2
Exons: 9
Coding region: 221-2086 (621 amino acids)
Biological process (GO): nucleobase-containing compound metabolic process
Cellular component (GO): cytoplasm; nucleus
Molecular function (GO): nucleic acid binding; 3'-5' exonuclease activity
Source: RefSeq, a predicted model, not a curated record
UGCUUGUGUUCAGCCUUCUCGCUCUGUUUAAGAGGCGGGAGGGAAUUACUGUCACUUCGCAGGCGUUUAGGCAGGUGCCCGGCCCGUGAUCGGGGUUCUGACAGCGGUUCUGCAGGGCUGUAGCAGCACCGACACCAGAACUUCUGCUUGUGCCAUGAUGAAAUCCUACAAUGCCGUUUUGUGUGGGUGAAGUGAAGGAGUAGUAAAGGAAAUAAAAAAAAUGCCCAAGCAAACAGCAGUGACAAUAACUUUGGCGACCCUGCUGGGUGUUGCAGUGGGAGGACUGGUUUUGUGGAAAGCAACCCAACGUCGGAAAGGAAAAGCAUGCCAUAGUAGUCAGCAAGAAGAAGCAGCUAUAAAGUCGGGAGAUGAGAGACUCAUUAAGACAGAGGAUAAGGAGGUGCUUUCCUUCUUCAGAUCUCCCACCUUUUCCUGGGUAGAGAGGACCCUUGGUGCAGACAUAGUGAUAGUUUCAGAGCAGGAGGAGUGGAAUCGUGUUGAACCAUUACUGAAGAAGGAGCUGGAGAAGUGGCCGGUGCUUGGAAUUGAUUGUGAGUGGGUAUCAGUGGAGGGAAGAGCAAAUCCUGUAUCCCUGCUACAGAUGGCUUCUUCCAGUGGCCUCUGUGUUCUUGUUCGGUUGCCCAGGCUUGUUGCCAGUCGACAGACUCUCCCAAAGACCCUGUUGGACAUCAUGGCAGAUAGUACUGUGUUGAAAGUUGGGGUUGGAUGCUGGGAAGAUGCUUGCAAGCUACUUCAUGAUUAUGGCCUUCCAGUCAAAGGGAGUGUGGAUCUGCGGUAUUUAGCCAUGAGGCAGCGGAAGGAUCUACUUCACAACUGCCUUAGCCUUAAGUCUUUAGCUGAAAAAGUCCUGAACUGCCCGCUUGACAAAUCUCCUCAUGUGCGUUGCAGCAACUGGGAGGCAGAAGAACUGGCACAAGAUCAGAUUCUCUAUGCUGCUAGGGAUGCCCAGGUCUCAGUGGCUCUUUUCCUCCAUUUGCUGGGAUUUGCUGGCCUCCCUGCUACAUCUGAAGGUGAAAACUCUGUCGCUGCUUGGGAAAAAGCAUUGGGUAAAUGCCGGGGCUUGGUGGAUAUCCCAUUUAGAGGAAGAAAGAGUGUCAGCACAGGAGAGGAGAAGAGUGGAGAUGGACACUCCCCUCAGAAAACAAAGAAUCGGAAAUCUUGGGUGAAUGGCCAGCCCUCUGGCAAUCAUCAAGUGAGAGAUCCACGGAGGCAGAAGCGAAAGCCUCUGGGUGUGGGAUAUUCUGCACGAAAAUCUCCUCUGUAUGACAACUGCUUCCUGCAUGCACCAGAUGGACAACCCCUGUGCACUUGUGAUCGCAAGAAGGCUCAGUGGUAUCUGGACAAGGGGAUUGGAGAGCUAGUUAGCACAGACCCAUUUGUUGUGAAGCUGCGGUUUGAGCCUUCAGGACGUCCUGAGUCUCAAGUUGAUUAUUAUCUGACAGUCAAAGAAAAUCUGUGCGUUGUAUGUGGCAAGCGAGAAUCCUAUAUCCGGAAGAACGUUGUUCCUCAUGAAUACCGAAGACACUUCCCCAUUCAGAUGAAGGACCACAACUCCCAUGACGUGCUCCUACUCUGCACAUCUUGCCAUGCCAUUUCCAAUUACUAUGACAACCAUCUCAAGCAGCAGCUGGCUGAGGAGUUUGGUGCCCCCAUCGGCUCCGAGGAAGGUGUGCGUCUGCUGGAGGACCCUCUGCGCAGGCAAGUGCGCUCGGGAGCGCGAGCCCUGCUGAAUGCAGACAGCCUGCCUGACCCCCGAAGGGCAGAGCUUCUGCAAAGCAUCAAGGACUUCUUUAACACAGAGGCAGUCACACCAGAGAUGCUCCAGGAAGCAGCUGGUCUGGAAACCAGGAUCUGCAAUGAGAGCUACGUGCCACAUGGACUGAAGGUGGUGCAGUGUUUUGCUAAAGGAGGCCUGCGCUCCCUUAUGCAGUUGGAAAGACGCUGGCGGCAGCACUUUUUGGACAGUAUGCAGCCCAAGCACCUCCCAGAGCAAUGGUCAGUGGAUCAUAACCACAUGAAGCUGAUCAGGAAGUAUGGGGAGGAUCUUCAGAUUGAGCUGUCAUGAAACUAACUCCCUGAACUCCGGAUAGUGUCUAAUGAACAUAUGUAACUGAAGAUGAAAGGACUUUUUAUCUCUAUGCCUUCACUAACACCUGGGUCUGGGUUUGCAAACAGGUAGCAGUAGAUCUGCCAGGUUUGACAUUUUUAUAGAGUUAAAUUUGACAGUUAGAUCCAUUGACUUGAACUUUCAGGUGGUUUGGAAUUUUUAAUCCUAGUCUGUCACUCACUAGUUCAGUGCAAGAGUGAUAUACUAAGGGAACUUGUCUUCUCAAAGUGACUAUGGAGAAUUAUUUUCCUGAAACCUCCAGGGUACUUGCUACCUGCAGACCAUCUCUCAACACAGAGCACAAUAUAUGAACUUUUCCACAUUUUCUGACAUAAAUUUGUGCCCUUGACUUCACCUUUAGAGUCUCUCGAUAAAAAUCUUUCUUUGUUUUCA